AUGGCUUCCAUGAUUGCAACCUUGCCACCACCAUUGCUACUUCAUCAUAGUAGAAAAUUAUUUUCAGGGAAUUUCCAGAAUUUCCAUGUUUCUGUUCUUUCAGGAAGACGGAAUAGCGUUGCAUUUGUUGUGAAGGCAUCUGGAGAAAGUUCCGAAUCUUCAACUUCACUUACUGUUCUCAAAUCUGUUCAGAAUGUGUGGGAUAAACCUGAGGACCGGUUGGGACUAAUCGGUUUGGGCUUUUCAGCUGUAGUAGCAUUUUGGGCAUCGACAAAUUUGAUAGCGGCCAUUGACAAAUUGCCAGUUCUCCCGAUUUCGUUGGAACUAAUUGGAAUACUUUUCUCAACGUGGUUCACUUAUCGCUAUCUCUUAUUCAAGCCUGACCGGGAAGAACUUUUCCAAAUCUUGAACAAGUCAGCUUCAGAUAUCUUGGGCCAGUAA
This is a messenger RNA of Lathyrus sativus (Indian pea), 441 nucleotides long. Lineage: Eukaryota; Viridiplantae; Streptophyta; Magnoliopsida; Fabales; Fabaceae. The record is from the annotation of a GenBank genome assembly.